Molecule: messenger RNA, 1087 nt
Organism: Paramecium pentaurelia
Lineage: Eukaryota; Ciliophora; Oligohymenophorea; Peniculida; Parameciidae
Source: the annotation of a GenBank genome assembly
AUGCAAAGUAAUACUAUAAAGUAAUUAUUGUUGGAUAUUGCAGAUAUAAUAGACAGAGUAAUUUAUCUUCUUUGAAUUAGGACAUUAUUUAAACUUAUCAACAAAUCAUUUAAGUGAGUGUAAAGUAAGUUUGUGAAUAAUCAGAAAAGUAAUAAUAUGAAUAUAUACUUUAAAUCAUUGCUUAUUUAAAUAGGUACCCUACUAAUUAAUAUGCAAAAGAGUAAAAACUGUAUUUGAAGAAUAAUUAGAAGAACAUUUAAACAAUGAUUACGAGGCAGUAAUCUAAAAACUUGAAGCAUCUAUAAGAAUUCAUAUUAGAGUUGAACAAUAAUAGAAAUUGCAAAUUGAUGCUUUAUUAUAAAAAGUAGAUGAAAUCACAUCUGAAAAGGAUAUUAUUAUAAAAUAAUAAUAAGAAAAAAUAAAAUCUUUAGAAUAAGUCAUUAAGGUAAAAGAUUUAUAAAUUUUAUAAUAGGAUUAACAUAAAAAAUUAUAGGAUAAUUCACCUAAAGAGAUUCAUCAUAAAAAGACACCAUCUGCUUUUGAAAGAUUGAGUAAAUUAGUCUCCAACAAAUCUUAAAAAAGUCUAUAAAAUUCGAAUAAUGAAGCCAAUUUUAAAGCUUUAUUAAAAAUAUGUAAUACAGAGAAAGAUCGUUCUCUCUCAAAGGGAAGAAAAUAAUUAUCUGCUAAAAGAGAAUGUGGUUAUUAGAGAAUAAAUGAAGAAACUCAGUAAAGAUAUGUAUAUAUAAAGAAAUUUAGAGCCCAAAAUGACAGCAACAGAAAGAUAAAGGGAUUCAAAAGGAGAGAAACGACAUAGACUUUAAAAAUCCGAAAAAUUAAAUGAACAAUCAUAAUAAUCUUUAAGUACAGAGAAAUUGACUAAAUAUAACAAAAGCAAGAAAAAAGAAUCACCAUUAAUUAGAGUAUUUAUUAUUAUAUUCUAAAUAAGUAAAAACCAGAAUAAACAUUAUCUAGUCAAAGUUUUGAUUAAGUUGGUAAAAGUUUAUAAGCAUUGCAAAGAUAAAUUUCAAAUACUCGUCUAUAAAAUAAUCAAAGCUCUCAACUACUAAAAUUCUUAUAGAAGAAAUGA